GUCCACAUUCAUUUGACAGAAUGGCUUUGUUUAUCCUCACAGUCACUAUUAAAAGCCGAAAACAUGUCAUUUUAGGAUAUCUUGCUCGUGACAAUGUCAUGCCUAUCUAAUUUGCAUUUGAUUGAAGUAUUUUUCUAAUUUACACAAAGUAGUAAAUUGUCCCCCCAAGGCCUACUUUCUGAGGCGGGAAUUCAAAUUGGCGGUUUUAUGUUCUCAUGUGGGCAGUUGAGUACGAUAUAGGUUUAGAAGAAAGUUUGACUGGAGAUGAGUUGUCAUUACUCAAUGAGUUUUAUGGAAGAAUGCUCAGUUGUCCUCUUAAUAUAUGCCGGUCGAAACGCUAUUUAGUUCGUUGGCUGCGCGCUCGCAGUUGGGAUGUUGAUGAAGCAGAAAAAAUGCUGUAUACUCAUAUAGAAUGGAGAGAUGUUCACAAAGUCGACACAUUACUUGAUUGGUAUGAAGUUCCAGACGUUAUACAAAAAUACUUUCCCGGAGGAUUUUGUGGUGAAGAUAAGGAAGGUUGUCCAUUGUACUGUGCUCCUGUCGGUCGAUUCGACCCGAGUGGUUUUAUGAAAGCCACUACACAUGCAGAGUUCAUUCAGAGUAGAAUUUAUUUUUUGGAAUAUAUCUUACAAAGAGUUUUAUAUGAGAAAUCAAAAGAACAUAACCGAUGUAUUGACCAACUGACACUUAUAUUAGACAUGAAACAUCUAAGUUUAAAACAUAUGCAUCCGUCUUGGAUUCCUGUUUUUUCUGAAUUGAUGACGAUAAUGGAAGCAAAUUAUCCUGAGGUUCUACGCAUUUGCUAUGUGAUUAAUGCUCCACCAAUAUUUGGAACUAUAUUCAGCUUCAUCAAACCUUUAUUAAGUAAACUUACACAAGAAAAAAUUCAUGUAUUAAAAUCGGACUACCGACCUACUUUAUUGAAAGUAAUCGACCCAAGUAAAUUACCAGCCUGUUAUGGUGGCAAAAUAACUGACCCUGAUGGUGAUCCUCAGUGUCCUUCAAGAAUAUCAUGGGCCGGUCCUGUUCCUGCCUCUCUGUUUCGUAAAAAGCUAUCAGACGAUAAGCCAUCUGUAUUUAAACAGUCUGGAAUAUCUGAAGAAGUGAAACGUUUUACAGAUUGUGGUCGAGAUUUGACCAUGGUUGAAGUUGGUCCUGCUUCACGUAAAGAUAUUUCUAUUGGAACGGUUGCUGAAGGUGGUGAAAUUAAAUGGUGGAUUUCAUGCGAAACACAUGACAUUGCAGUUGGUUUGUUAAUGAAAAAUUGUACCUCAAAUAAUGAAGAAAUUACAAGUGACUCAAACACAACUCAAGAAACAUAUAUCGAAGUGAUCCCGAUGAAACGCAUAUCAUCACAUGAAAAAAUUGUUCAAGGAACUCUCAGUGUUGAAGAAUCAGGUGUAUACUUCCUUGCUUUAGAUAAUACCUACAGUUGGACAAAAUCAAAGCGAUUAUGGUAUCAUUUAAGUGUUACUGGCAGUGCAAAUGAUAAUAAAAAUAAAUAUACAAUACCAAUGUAUUUAUCAACAGAAUCUUUAAAUUUCGAUCAGAAACAACUCAAUGAUACAGCUAUUAGUGACAUGACUGUGAUACCGAUUCCAGAAGAAAAUUAUUAUGCUUGUCGUAUGGAGACUGGUGGAAGUAUGGAUCUAAAUGUUAGUAUUUUAUUCCGAUUUCUUGUACAGAUACUUAUUCUACCAAAAAUUAAACAUCGUCCUAAUUAUUAAGUUGAUGAAGUCAAUAAACAAUUGCAGUCAGAUUAACAUGUAUGGGAUGUAGCGAGAGAAAAAAUCCAGCCUCAUGAAAUGAUCACAACUAAUUGGUCAAGUCAUCGAGCCACUACUAUUUAAAAGUCUUUCAGUAUUCUGUAAUUAUUUAUGUUGUUCAACUUCUGAACAAACAUGUGAAAAAAACAAGGAAAUGAUUCAGUGUGUUUGAUAUUGUUUUCUGAUACACUUGAACUGCUCACUUUUCGAUCUUCCUCUUUUGUAUUAUGUCCUUUCCUAAAUUAAAAAUGAAUAAUCACAUAUCUCUAUUCCUAAAGGGGUGUAUUGUACUAUUAAUAUUCCAUAAUGUAUCUAUAUUUCUUAAAUCAGGGAAACUUUGGUGACAGGUGAAAAAUGAUUGAAACAAUAAAAAAUGGUUUUUGAAAAUAAAAAUUAAAAUGUGCCUUUUCCUUUUCAAGCUUUUGAAUUACAGUGCCUGUUAAACUAUACUUCUAAUUACUGAAAAAAUGCAUCACUGGUACAAGAGCUUUUUACUCUCUUCCAUUCGCUUUUUUUUUUUCUUGUUAAUAUCUGACAGCUGAAGUUUUGUUACUAAAAAAAAAAAUUAUUCAUUCAAUAAUUUCUGUAUUUUGUUUAAUAAUUUUUUUUUCAUUAAAUUUUAUGUGAAUACUUAGUUUAAAGUAAAGUGACUAAUAUGAGUUA
Molecule: messenger RNA, 2429 nt
Organism: Schistosoma turkestanicum
Lineage: Eukaryota; Metazoa; Platyhelminthes; Trematoda; Strigeidida; Schistosomatidae
Source: the annotation of a GenBank genome assembly